UUCAGUCGUCAAUUAAGUGGUGGCACCAGUCCUGGCAUCCGAAGUGUUGUCCCGCAGUCGCAAGAGUUGGUACAGUCGGACAAAUUUCAAGUGAUGGUCGAUGUGUCGCACUUCACGCCGGAGGAGCUGAUGGUGAAGACAGUGGACAAUACAAUCGUCGUCACCGCCAAACACGAAGACCGCGCCGACGACUUUGGAUUCAUUUCGCGACAGUUCUCACGAAAGUAUUUAUUGCCCGUAGAUAUCGAUCCGCUGACCGUCACGUCAUCUCUCAGUCCCGAAGGCAUUCUCACUCUUCAGGCACCGCGAAAACAGCCGGAGCUGAAGGAAGGCGAGCGAAACGUCCCGAUCUCUCUGUCCGAGUCUUCGCCGAUUCCACAGCCAAAGGAGAUCCCAGUUGUCAACGAAACGGCUCCCAAAUAAUGGAUUCAAUCACUAAUUAUGGCUAUAAUUAACAGGAGUUUGACUGCUUUUAAUUACAAUUAGUUUUGACGAG
Medioppia subpectinata is the source of this 496-nucleotide messenger RNA. The record is from the annotation of a GenBank genome assembly. Lineage: Eukaryota; Metazoa; Arthropoda; Arachnida; Sarcoptiformes; Oppiidae.